AUGUUAUUAGUUCCAUGUACUGAAAGCUUAUUUUUUGCUGUUUUUAAAGGUUAUGUUCAUCAAUUUUCAAAUAAUCCACGAGUGUAUAAAUGCAGGUUUCAUGGAGAGUCUGCAUAUUCAACUUUAGCACAAAUUUUAGAAGAUCCUAGAUGGGGUCAAAAAAAUUAUGAUCAAAAUCAACAAAU
This is a messenger RNA of Cetraspora pellucida, 185 nucleotides long. The record is from the annotation of a GenBank genome assembly. NCBI's taxonomy places the organism in Eukaryota, Fungi, Glomeromycota, Glomeromycetes, Diversisporales, Gigasporaceae.